Cheilinus undulatus (humphead wrasse) is the source of this 2258-nucleotide messenger RNA. RefSeq lists its product as uncharacterized. The record is from RefSeq and is a predicted model, not a curated record. Gene Ontology annotation, molecular function: zinc ion binding; nuclear export signal receptor activity. Bases 159 to 2153 code for a protein of 664 amino acids. Gene Ontology annotation, cellular component: nuclear envelope. The transcript is spliced from 12 exons. NCBI's taxonomy places the organism in Eukaryota, Metazoa, Chordata, Actinopteri, Labriformes, Labridae.
AGCCCUAUUUCCUGAAGCCCUAAACGGGGCGUCCAGUUGACAGGUAAUUUUAGCUGUGAAAGCCAUUUUGAUACGGUUUUUUCCCCAGGUUUUAACAACUUUCAUUUUAUCAAUAAAAGGAAUUUUCAUUUGCGUGGACCCCUGUGUGUAUUUGAGUGAUGAAGACUGAUGAUGGAGAAAAGACGGGGGAAUCAGCGCCUGCUCUUCAGGCCCAGCCACUGUGUCGCUUCUUCUCUCAAGGAAGACACUGUAAUUUUGGAGCGAGAUGCAAAUUCCUGCACAUAAGAGAUGACACCAAAGUUACUGAGAAGAAGACUGGAUCUCCCAGUGAAACAGAAGUCACAUCUUCAAACCCAAAGGCCCCUGGAGGAAAUGGGGUGAACAGGCCUCCUCCAAUCAGUAAUACCAGGGUUGCCUCAGCAGCUGGCCGCCGACCCUGCCGCUACUUUUUGUCAGGGCACUGCGCCAUGGAUGAUAGAUGUCGCUUCUGGCAUCCACAGCAGUUACCCAGUUUGGAGGAUGUACCGGUUUCAGGCCAUGAUGCAAGACCUGCACAGAGGAUGCCACCAGUGCCGCACCCCAAUGCCUUCCAGGGGAUCAAGCUGAGUGACCUGACAGAGGAGGCCUCCAAGCAGCUGCGAGACACAGAGAUCAGGCAGCUGAUUAAGCGUUUUCCAAAAGACCAGCUGAUUACUCAGGAACGAAGUGAUGGAAAAAUGACUUAUUACAGGGCCAGUGUUGAGGCCACCGAUCCAGACUGGCCUUUUGAUCUGAAAGAAAUCGACAUCAUGGUGAGCUUCCCAGACAAUUACCCCCAAGAGGUGUUUACGUUGGAUAUCCCAUUAGAUCAAGAUCUUCCACCAGUAAUGGCAAGAUAUGUACAGGAAGCAUCCAUUGAGUGGCUUCAAGCCAAGCAUGCAACCAAUCAGCUUCUUGGAAAGGUAGAGCUGCUCUUCCUGCCUUUUCUUCGCUGGCUAGAUCGUAGUUUGGAGCGACUGUUCACGGAAGGAGCCCGACAGUUGAAAAAAGAUAUUGAUCUAGAAAAAGCUGGGUUUCAGUUCAUAUCAUACAAAGAGCUGCAAGCGACAAUUUGUGAAAAAUCUGGAAAUGAUAUUUCAUCUGACCUUGCCUCUGACAACCCAGCAGAUGAUGUUAAUGAUGAAGGGAAAGCAGAAAAGAGAGAAGGCAAGGGAACAGUGGAGGGGGAGAAGCAAGAGGGAAUAGCCAAUGAUGAAGGGCAGAAGCAGGAGGAUGAGGAGGCCAGUCAUCUGGUGGAGAACAUAAAGAUCAGUGAUCCCCGCAGAGGCACAGAGAUUAAGCUGCUUGGACUUAGACUGGGAGAGAACACUGCCACUGUGGUUGCCCAACAAAUCACAGUUUGCCUUCAAUGUAACAGGUGUAAGGUGACUGCAGACCUGACACUGACUGGAAGGACACCCUGCACAGCUCAGUGUGAAAAGUGCAGUUCAAGCAUCAAUGCUGCGUUCAGGCCCUGCAUGCUGCACCAUUACAGUGAUGUCCUGGGGUACCUGGACCUCCACAAUGCUACACCUGCUGACCUUGUACUCCAGGAGUGUGACCUCUCCGUGGGCUGCCUCAGCUGCUCUCAGGAUGGUCCAUUGCAGAAUGUUUCCUAUGGUCAGACUAAGGAGUUGAAUUGUGAACACUGCCACAGCAAACUCAGCAUUCUUGCAGAGAGCACAAGAUUUCAGUACAUUCCUCCUCGUGCCAACAAAACAGGUUCAAGCACUGGUGCUCCCAAUUACAAGUCAAUAAGAGAUCCUGCUGUCCAAAAGGGGAAACCACUGCCUGAAAAGGGAGCAUGCAAACAUUACAAACAGAGCCAUCGUUGGCUAAGGUUUCCCUGCUGUGGCCGGGCUUACCCCUGUGAUGUCUGCCAUGAUGAGGACCAGGACCAUCCUAUGGAACUGGCCACCCGGAUGAUCUGUGGCUACUGUGCCAAAGAACAACCUUAUGGAAAUGGAAAGCCAUGCAUCAGCUGUGGAAGCAUGAUGACAAGAGGCACACGCUCCAGCCACUGGGAAGGAGGACUGGGAUGCAGAAACAAGGUCAAAAUGAGCAGAAAUGAUCGACAGAAAUAUACCAGCACUAACAAAACCAUUUCAAGGAAGGCUGCUGCUGAAAAGAAGUAGAAGAGGAUCAGAUUGUUGCCUUGCCAAAGAAAAAAAAAACACGAUUUGAUAAAUGAUUUCAAUGAAAUUUUUAAGUAAACCUAAUAAAUCAUAUUGUCAUGAUCA